Messenger RNA from Lytechinus variegatus (green sea urchin), 2283 nucleotides. RefSeq lists its product as uncharacterized. Lineage: Eukaryota; Metazoa; Echinodermata; Echinoidea; Temnopleuroida; Toxopneustidae. The transcript has a single exon. Gene Ontology annotation, molecular function: nucleic acid binding. The coding region runs from base 1 to 2283 and encodes 760 amino acids. Gene Ontology annotation, biological process: DNA integration. The record is from RefSeq and is a predicted model, not a curated record.
AUGGGACGAGAUUGGCUGCACGAAAUAAAGUUGGACUGGAGGGAGAUAAACUUGGUCAGGGUCAAUGACGCAGUGGACAGACUGUGUUCAGACUACGCGGAACUGUUCACACGGGAACUUGGAAAGUUGAAAGGUGUAGAAGUAGAUCUGGAUAUUGACCCCGAUGCAUCACCUAAGUUUUUGAAGGCCCGUCCAGUUCCAUUUUCGCUUCGAAGUCGUCUGGAUCAAGAGCUGGAUCGCCUUCUAGCAGAUGACAUAAUUGAACCAGUUCAAUUUUCAAACUGGGCAGCUCCAGUGGUCCCAGUUGUCAAAGGAGAUGGAUCCAUUCGCAUUUGUGGGGAUUAUAAAACUACAAUUAACACAGCAGCUCGAUCGGAUACCUAUCCGAUCCCGAGAGUAGAAGAGCUAUUUGCCAGGCUUGCAAAUGGAAAGAAAUUCACAAAUCUGGAUCUUUCUCAUGCCUACCAACAGCUAGUCCUGUCUGAGAAAUCCAGGGAGUUCGUCACUAUCAACACACAUCGAGGAUUAUUUCGAUAUAAGAGACUGCCUUUUGGAGUUUCAACUGCACCUUCUGUGUUUCAGCGGACGAUGGAGUCAUUGCUGGCUGGUAUACCAGGUGUGGCCGUCUACCUAGAUGAUCUUCUCAUCACAGGAGAGUCAACAGAUGCCCACAUGAAGAACCUGAGAGCAGUCCUGGAUGUUCUUCUGAAAGCUGGACUAAGACUAAAGAAAGAGAAAUGUGUGUUUCUCAAGGACGAGGUUGAUUACCUCGGACACACAAUCACUGAAAAGGGUCUUCGUCCCACGGGGGACAAGGUGCAAGCCAUUACAAAUGCGCCCGAACCGAAGAGCGUAAAGGAACUCCGCUCGUUCCUAGGCUUGCUAAAUUACUAUGGUAAAUUUCUACCCGACCUUGCAUCGAAUCUAGAACCUCUUCAUCGGUUGUUGAGGAAAGACGCAAGAUGGCAGUGGGGUAAAGAGCAAAAACAGGCUUUCGGGAGAGCCAAACAGUUGCUUAAUUCAACUAGAGUGUUAGCUCACUACAAUCCGGAAGAGCAACUUAUACUAGCUUGCGACGCUAGUCCGUACGGUGUCGGAGCCGUACUCGCACAUAGAUUUUCGGAUGGGACCGAAAAACCCAUCGGGUUCGCGUCGCGAACAUUGAAUGUUGCAGAACGCAGAUAUUCGCAAUUAGACAAGGAAGGUCUCGCGAUUGUAUUUGGUGUGAAACGGUUUCACCAAUAUCUGUAUGGCCGUAAAUUCGAAAUAAUUACGGAUCAUAAGCCGUUACUUGGUCUUUUUGGCGAGAAGAAAGCCAUUCCACAGAUGGCUUCUCCGCGCGUCCAACGGUGGGCGAUUACACUUGCGGCAUACGAAUAUGAAAUAAAGUAUAAAGCGGGAGAGAAAAAUUCAAAUGCUGAUGCACUUAUGGAUACAUUAGAUAGGACACCGAUAACGCCUUCGCGCGCCCGUUCUCUUACCGACAAAGAUCCGAUCUUGUCGCGGGUCCGUAACUUCAUCUUACAAGGAUGGCCUACAAUGGAUGAAUUACAAGAUAAGGCAUUCGGUCCGUAUUUGAAUAGAAAAGAUGAAUUGAGUGUUCAUGAGGGAGUAAUAUUGUGGGGAGCUCGCGCGGUGCUUCCCAUGAAAUGUCGAGAAGCAAUGAUGGAAGAAUUGCAUGAUGCACAUCCGGGGAUAGUGCGUAUGAAAGCAAUGGCGAGAAGUUGCGUAUGGUGGCCACAGAUUGACAAAGAUUUGGAGCGUAAAGUUAAAUCUUGCGAAAAAUGUCAAUCACACCAGCGACAACCGUCGAAAGCUCCACCACAUCAGUGGGAAUAUCCAAGUAAACCAUGGUCGCGAAUUCAUGUCGAUUACACAGGUCCAGUAGAAGGGAAAAUGUUACUAGUAAUAGCAGAUGCGUAUUCAAAGUGGAUAGAUGUUCACAUUACGAAUAAAUCGACUAGCGAAGCGACAAUAGACAAAUUGAGAGAAGUCUUUUCGGCACAAGGUCUUCCUCAAACGCUGGUUUCGGAUAAUGGGCCUUGUUUCACGAGUGAGGAAUUCGCUAUGUUCAAGGAAAUGAACGCAAUCAAUCACAUUCGAGGUGCACCAUAUCACCCAGCUACUAAUGGUCUCGCGGAAAGAGCAGUGCAAACUGUGAAAAGAGCACUCAGAAAAAUGAGUGGACCCCUUCAGACGAGAUUAGCAAGGUUCUUGUCGAGUUACCGAACAACUCCACAAGCUACCACAAAUCAGUCACCGGCAGAAUUGCUCAUGAAAUGA